This is a messenger RNA of Symbiodinium sp. CCMP2456, 735 nucleotides long. The record is from the annotation of a GenBank genome assembly. Lineage: Eukaryota; Dinophyceae; Suessiales; Symbiodiniaceae.
AUGGCGCGGCUGGGGCUGUGGUGUUUCCUCGCCCUUUGCACAGCAAGUGCAGGGCAUGGUCUGCAGAAGCGGGCUCUGCGGAGGAGCGAAGCAAACGAAGAGGGACCCGCUCUCGUCUCGCCUGCGCCGCUGACUCCCCUGAGCAGUGAUGAAGUGGCAUCGGCAACAGAACUGGAGCAAAUCCAGAAGGAUCUGAAGACAUCGGAGGUCGAUCGCGCCAAGAUCACGCUGCUGCAAAAGAGUUUGGAAACCCAGCAGCUGCUUGCAAAGCAGAGCCAGGAUGUCCUGCAGUCAUUCCCUGGGGAUGAAUAUCCUGGAAGUGUCGUGCGCGAGCAGCAACAGCAGCUGAAGGAAAUUGCUGCCCAAACUCAAGGUGUCCUUGGCUUUAGCGCGAAGGCUGCAAAGGAAGCUAGUGAAAAGGCUCUGCAAAGCGCUGCCGCCAUCGAGAAGGCAGCAAUUCAGGCACAGCAGAAAGCCGAGAUCCGGCGCGAAGAGGCAAAGAAGGCUUCUGAGAUGUCUGCAAAGCUUGCGUCGGAGGCCAAAGUCGAGUUGCAGCGUGUUGAAGCGGCCACGGCAUCUGCGGUGAAACAAGACAAGAUGGAGCCGGCACAGAGGCAUGACAGCCGAGUCACCAGUGCGCCAUCAAGACUUCAGAAAGCUGUCACCGUGAGAAAGACCAGCACCGGCCUUGUGGAGGAUGAUAGUGCAGACUACGACGAAAGUGAGCUUGACUAG